CCUCCCCCACCUGUUGACGAUGAGGGCUACACGAUAAGGGAACAGGAAAAUGACAAGGAGGAUACGAACUGGUCAUCGUGUAGCAGCAGUGAUGAAGAGGAUGAGAAUACGUUACAACAGUCAAAAAUCCGAAGUUUGACCAUACGACCGGCUGAUUCAGCCAAAACAAUGAAUGCCUCUGUGGAUGAAUUACGUGACGCUAUUGGUCAUAUCAAUAUAUGUAGGAGUAAUACUUUUGAUAAGGAUCCGUGGUCGAUCGGUGGUUCUAAUCGUCCACCAAUGUUUUCGCAAUCUUUGACUGGUGGUAGCCUGAAACCCCUUCGGCCGUGUCAUACGGCUGAUGGUCGAUUUAGGUCAACUUUCAAUGAGUCCGAUUUUGGCAAAAGCAAUGUGCCGCUGAAUUUUUCUGCUUCUAUGGGGCCUGUAGCUGGGAUGGCUCGAGCGCGGCCAAGAAGCAAUACGCCAACUUAUAACUCUGCCUUUGGAGUUGGAGCUACUUUGAGAAAGGCUACUAUCAGCGAGCAACGUGUGCCAGUUGCAAUGGCUAUCAAUGAAUAUUCACAUGUGUGGUUUAAAGGAGCUAAUAUUGAAAAUCCUAAUUUCUGUAAUGACAUUCUUGGAGAUAUCCGACUGAAGUUUUAG
This is a messenger RNA of Strongylus vulgaris, 642 nucleotides long. Lineage: Eukaryota; Metazoa; Nematoda; Chromadorea; Rhabditida; Strongylidae. The record is from the annotation of a GenBank genome assembly.